AUGUCUUCCCUGACUGCGUCGUGGACUGCCGGGGUGAGGAAGAGGCAGAGAGGAAUGUCGGAGCGGGAUGAGAGUGGGAUGGAGGAGGAGGAGAGGAGAAGGAGUGGAGGUGGGCAGGUGUACAAGUCGUCCAGCGAAGGGAACAUCAACCAGCUGGGUCUCCUAAGCGAGGAUGGGGAAGCGGGGGAGGUAGAAGAGGAGGAGGGGGGACGUGAAGAUUCGCGGAGUGUUGUCGGGACGCCCGCCUCCUCCAGGUCCCGGAAGAAGACGAAGAUGACUAUUGGGUUCUCGCCGCAGGACUUAUUCUCUUCCUCGAUCAUUCCCUCACCUCAGGCUCGGCUACUGAGUUCCCCCGUCGGUCCUCGCUCCCAGUCCCCGUUCAUCCUUCCUCUCUCUCCCCCGUCCACCCCUCCUCGCUCCCCUCUCCCCACACCACGCCUGUUUCCCAGCUGGCUCUCGGGAGAGGAGCAGGGUGGGUGGACACCUGUGGGAGGAGCGGUGGUGUGGCAGAGAAUCGUGAAGAUUCUCGGAGACAUCAACAAGAUCCCCGACACCGACAUGCACCUUCUGGCCUUCGACACCCUCCUGUCUGUCUGGAGACAUUUAGUGGAGCUGGAUGCCAACCUUGGUGUUUCCACCGACAACCAAACCACACCUCCUCUUCCUCCAUAUCUCCCUCCUCUCGAUUUCUUUCUUCCCUGGGUCCUGAAAGCCUGCACCCUGCCACCUGAGUAUCUCCCCGGUCGAGCGGUUGCCAUUCAGCUCCUCUGUGAAAUGAACAUCCGUCACGUGCGCACGCCGCAGCCCCAGGAGCAGCUGGCAAUCUUCUACCACCUCCUCCAGAGGGCCCUCCAACCUUCCUCGGACACUAUGUAUGUGGCUGUGAGGUACUGCAGCAAGCUGUUCUCCUAUGGCCUGCCUGGAGCUGGCGUUCUAAUGGCUGACUGUAUCACAGCCUGCUCCGCUGUCCUCGCCUACCCCGGCCGACCCUCCGACGUUCCUCGCAGUGAGUGUCUGCAGCUACUGGGGUCCAUGUUGUUCCUGCCUCGUCUCUCGCCUUCUCUGAGGGAUAGUCUCGUCUCGGCACUCAUCACCGCCGCCCGAACGAACCGACCAAGAACACCCGGUCAGUGUUUGGCUCUGUACCUCAUUGGAAUGAUGGUGUUUUCUGAACUCUUUGCCGGCUCACCUUCCACUCGAAUCCAAGAAGCUGUCGAUAUUCUACUGGCUUCCCUCAGGUUCCCAGAGCGUUCGGUGGCAAUGACGGCAGUGGACAUGCUGACUCUCCUGGCCGAGGUGGCUCCUCAGAUGAACGCCUCCCUCCCCUCCAUGCCUGCUAGAGUUCUCCAGUCAAUGUGCUUCUCUCUUGCACAGUUCAUGACACACCCGGAGCUGAAGAAGGCAGCCUGGGGCACAAAGGUGGUGGUGAGUCUGUUGCUGUGUCUGAGGGACUGGUGUAUGGUCCUCCCACUGGACACCAUGCUCCGUGGACCUCACCUCCAUCCCUCAAUACUCCGGGAAGCCUUCAAGGUCCUCCAGGCAGCUGCCACGAGUUGUCGGGAGGCACAGCUAGCUCCAGACUCCAUAGCGACCCAGACUGCAGUCCAGCUGGACCCUCUCGAUAGUUUCACCACCCACAACACGUCCCCAGGCCGUACCGCACGGGGACCCAGACAACCACCACCAGGAAAAGGUCCCAGCGCCCUGCCACACACAGCAGCCUCCGGGGCUCACCACCGACCGUUCAGCCGAGAAGACGAGGAUAGAAUGCAAGUCGCUGCAAGAUCAGUGCUGGCCCACCUGGUCAACCUAAUGGGUCAUUUCCCACUGGGAGGAGGCCCGGCCCAGAUGACCUCGGUGGUGAGUGAGUUCCAUGACUCACCCUCUCUCAAACACCUUGACGACCUCUCAACUGAGAUUUUCGACUCUCCUCGCGUUCAGGUGUUCUCUUUGAACGAGACGGCAGUAGUGACACUGGUAGAGAUCCCUAUUGAGCACACAGGUCUUCCUCCGACAGUGGAACCUGCAAAGUUCCAGACCAGAAUCAUCGUCAGAGAUGUGACUGGGAAGUACUGCUGGGACUGUGCCAUGCUCUACGGCCCCCAGAUGUUCCCUUGCCCAGAUGGAAUUCCUCAAGUGAUCACGGCAGGAGACAGUGAAGAGUCGAUCUCUGCCACUUCUGCAACCACCGCCGAGUCUGCCAGUCUGGAAGUGGGUGGAGUAGGAGGCGUGGCCUCGUCCUCCGUGGACCCGGUCCCCCCUUACAGUGAGGAUCCUCUGCAGCCACCCUCCUGGGAGACGCACGCCAACACUGACCGAGACACCCUGGAAGACUUGCUGAGACACAUAGAGCGGACUAGUCCUGAGUGCGUGCUCUAUCCAGGGGUUGCGGGGCUGGCUGAACCAGCUCCUGUUGCCAGCAAGACAACCAGGACCCUGGAGGGAAAGAUGGUGGCUGCUGUUCAGAGCCAGCAGGCCUCGGAGGCAGAGUAUUCACAGGGCAUAUCUCGACUAGCGAGUGUGUGUGGGGAGAGGGAGAAAGCUCCGACUCACAUCUCUGUCGAGUUUGCCUACCACCACUGUCGGCUCCUGCUGAGCCACCUCGGAAUGUUCUCUGCCAGUCGCAGGGAUCAUUUGGACCUGCUGGAGAGAAACAAUCAACUCAUUCUGGAGCUAAGACAUUUAGACAGUACUCCAGCCCAAAGUCGAAUGACGUACAAGGUGGCUGUUCUCUAUGUGGGCCCCGGGCAGGAGGACAAGCACUCCAUUCUCAGAAACAGCAGCGGGAGCAGAGACUUUGAGGAGUUUGUUGCCGGACUGGGCUGGGAGGUGAACAUGGAGACACAUGCUGGAUACAUGGGAGGUCUGAAGAGAGAGUUCUGCGCCCACACGACGCUGCCCUACUAUGCCACCUCCACGGAGGAGGUCCUGUUUCAUGUCUCCACUAGAAUGCCUUCAAAGGGCUCAGAUGUGGAGCAGAAGGUGCGUCAUCUGGGCAAUGAUGAGGUACAUGUAGUGUGGAGCCAGCACUGGAGGGACUAUCGCUCCACCAUUUUCAAAACAGCGUUUGCCGACAUCCUGAUUGUCAUAUAUCCGCUCCCAAACGGGCUCUUUAGAAUCGAGCUUAUCAAAAAGCAGAAACAGAAUAUCCUAUUUGGGCCUCUGUUUGAUGGGGCAGUUGUGAACCGAAAGAGCUUGCCAUCUCUCGUGAGGGCAACAGCCAUCAAUGCCCUGCGAGCCCAGAGAAGCCCCCUGGUGGGCUACCGUGGAAGGUACGAAGAGAGACUCAAGUACAUUCACACCAUUGUGAAGAGAAAGAUGAAGUCAUCCUUUGAAGAGUUCACGCAGAACGUGAUGCAUCCGCUCGAGUCGUCUUCCGUUCCCGGCUCGGCCAGGGUCCCCACGCGGAACCAGACACUGGAACUGGAGCCCCUCCCCCAGCCUCGACGCUGCAGUGAACACGGCGGAUCUUGCAAUCUCCUGAGAUUGCCGACUAGUACGAUGACCCCUGGGGUCGGGGAGGGUGUGGAUUACAGAUCUCGACGGAGCCACUCGCCACGGUCCAACCUGCUCCUGGUGGGCAACUCUGGCUGGCACUCUCCUCACGGCAGGAGACCUCGCGCCAACACCAAUGAUGACAGGAGAUCUCAACACUCAAAAUCAGGUCCUGAGCUGCAGAGACAGCGACUUCCUAGGAAUCGCUCGGUGCCAGAAAAACUCCACAGAGUCCACCAGGUCGAGAGUGGAGCAGACAGUGGGGAGACCACUCCGCCCAGUUCUAGCAGUACAGCUCUCUCACUCUCGGCCAGCGGUACCAAUCUCUCCCUGCCCCUGCCUCGCAGACCAAUCAACAUCCGUCGGCGCCGGACUGUUAGCCCCUCCCCUACUUCCCUAGUCCCGCCCACCGCUCCCUACAGAUCGGGAACUUCCUAGCCUACCCAACCACUUAGCAUCUUGUCGAUUUUUAAAACCUUGUGCCCUGCAUACAACACCUACUUUUUAUCAUUGUGUGUUUUUGUUCCUUUGAUCGCUGGUUUGUGUCUUUUAACUUUUCGUGACCGUGUGAUACAUGUCCCGAGGUAAUGUCUGUAGCACAUCACUUUUUUGGUGUAAAUCACACUAUGUUGUCACUACACAGACGCAAUAUCUCACCUUUCACAAUCAGAAUGUCUGUAGAGUCAGCUAAUCCAUUGUUGCCCACGCACAAAUAACACUUUUUAGUCCAACUGAUCUUCUGAUGUCGCAAUUCAUCACUGCAUUCUGACGUUAUUAACCAGAC
Geodia barretti is the source of this 4279-nucleotide messenger RNA. The record is from the annotation of a GenBank genome assembly. NCBI's taxonomy places the organism in Eukaryota, Metazoa, Porifera, Demospongiae, Tetractinellida, Geodiidae.